This is a messenger RNA of Eruca vesicaria subsp. sativa (arugula), 1618 nucleotides long. The record is from the annotation of a GenBank genome assembly. NCBI's taxonomy places the organism in Eukaryota, Viridiplantae, Streptophyta, Magnoliopsida, Brassicales, Brassicaceae.
UUACUCUCUCUGUUUUUUCUCUCUUUAUAGAGAGAGACAUACAAAGGUUCUUGCUCCACGAAACAAACUUGCGGUUUUGCUCCAAGAAAGAAACUUUCCGUACACACACACAUACCUACAAUCAUCGUCAGCUUCUUCUCUUCCCCCUCCAAAAAAAAAACAAUCUUUUUGCUUCUUUAUUGUAUCCUCAAGAAAACAGAACAACAAAUCCUUUCAGAACAAGGAGAUCAUCAUCAAGAAAUGGGCAAGAAAGAUGAGAAAGUCGAAGCUGUUCUUCAUUUACUCAAGAAACAAACUCCACUCACUCUUAAACAAGAGAAGUUCUGUAACAAAGAGUGCGUGGAGAGAUUCUUGAAAGGGAAAGGAGACAACGUUAAAAAAGCUGCGAAGCAACUCACUUCAUGCCUUUCUUGGAGACAAAACUUUGAUAUUGAGCGAAUGGGGCAAGAGGAGUUCUCGGCGGAGUUAACCGACGGCGUAGCUUACAUCGCCGGCCACGACGGAGAGUCCAGACCCGUUAUCAUGUUCCGUUUCAAGCAUGACUAUCAGAAGUUGCGUAGCCAGAAACAGUUUAUGCGUUUUGUGGCGUUCACGAUGGAGACUGCGAUCUCGAGCAUGUCCAGAAACGCGGAACAGAGCGUUGUUCUACUCUUCGAUGCAAGCUUUUUCAGAUCAUCCUCUGCUUUUGCAAAUCUGCUUUUGACAACACUAAAAAUGAUCUCGGAUAAUUACCCAUGCCGACUUUACAAGGCCUUUAUCAUUGACCCUCCCUCUUUCUUCUCUUACAUCUGGAAGGGUGUACGUCCUUUCGUGGAGCUAUCUACUGUCACGAUGUUAAUAUCCUCUCUAGACUUCGACGAGCAGCUAGAUAUCCGCCACGUGUCAUCAUCAUCGUCAUCAUGUCCUAGAUCAGCUUCCCUACGUUUCGAUGCAUCUUCGAUCAAAUCAACGGCUAAGACUGGUUCAGCUUCUUCAAGAUUCGCCUUCACCGUCUCUCACAACUCGCUGAAGCCGUGGUACCUUUCCUUAACCGACACGUCACCGUUUCACGCCGCCGUCGACUCCACCUCUUCCAAAGUGUCUCCUCUCAGCGUGCGGUCUCUAUCUUUCGCGUCUCCGGCGGGGCGUGGCUUAAGAGACGCGAGACCAGCCGCAUGCAGAAAGAGUUUGUUUCCCUUUACGCCGCUGCCGGAGAAAACGAAAACGGUUUCGCACAAGAAAACUCCACGGCCGUCGUUUUUUCAGUCUCCGGCGAUGUUCUUUCGCGGGGAGAAAAAUGUCGGCGGAGGCGAGAAGUCACCACGUGAAGGGUUCGUACCGUAUCUGAAGUUUUAUCGGAGACCGUACGAUGAGACGGCCUAUAGGUCUAAACUGAGGGGUCCACGUGGGUUUGUGUCUGUCGUGUCUUCGCACAGAAGAUGUCGUCACGUGUCUUUAUCUCAACGGUUCUAGCUAUGACGUUAAAAUGAAGAGAUUGGGGAAGAAAGUAUAUACUAUUAAUCAGAAAAUGAAAUCAUUAAUCUGUUCCAACCACUCUUUGUUAGACUAGCAGUCCUAUUACGCUGAACUAUUAUUAUUCUACAAGCUUGUUUUUAUUUUUUCGUUUCUUACAUUCGAG